GGAAGUGACGCAUAACCUGCGACGCCAGUGCCUGCAGCCCACAGCUGCGGGAGUCGGCCUUCAGUCGCACCGGAGACCGCGUACUUUCCUCCGAUGGUUGCAGCAAAGGGAUCAUGACGGGGAAAAAGUCCUCCCGGGAGAAACGGCGCAAACGUAGCAGUCAAGAGGCCGCCGCGGCGCUCGCGGCCCCGGACCUCAUACCUGCCUUGGCCAGCGGCGGCAGUGGAAGCACUAGCGGCUGCGGUAGCGCCGGUGGUUGUGGGAGCGUCAGCUGCUGUGGGAACGCCAGCUUCAGUGGAAGUGUCACCGGCGGUGGAAGCGCCGGCAGCUGCUGGGGUGGGAGCAGCGUGGAGCGCAGCGAGCGCCGGAAGCGGAGGAGUACCGACUCUUCUUCCAGCGUUUCGGGCUCCCUGCAGCAGGAAAGCAAAUAUAUUUUGCCAACUUUGGAGAAAGAAUUAUUCUUGGCAGAACACAGUGACCUGGAAGAAGGUGGAUUGGACCUGACUGUCUCAUUGAAACCAGUUAGUUUCUAUAUAUCAGACAAAAAAGAAAUGCUUCAGCAGUGCUUCUGUAUCAUAGGAGAGAAGAAGUUACAGAAGAUGCUUCCUGAUGUGUUAAAGAACUGUUCAAUAGAAGAAAUUAAAAAACUAUGCCAGGAACAGUUAGAGCUCCUGUCUGAAAAAAAAAUUUUGAAGAUUCUUGAGGGUGACAAUGGAAUGGACUCUGAUAUGGAAGAGGAGGCAGAGGAUGGCUCUAAGAUGGGAUCUGAUUUAGUCAGUCAGCAAGACAUCAGUAUAGAUUCUACUUCAUCCAUGAGAGAGAACAAGCAACCUGAAGGUUUGGAAUUAAAACAAGGCAAAGGGGAAGAUAGUGAUGUACUCAGUAUAAAUGCAGAUGCUUAUGACAGUGACAUAGAAGGCCCAUGCAAUGAAGAAGCAGCUGCUCCCGAGGCACCAGAAAAUACAGUCCAAAGUGAAGCUGGUCAGAUAGAUGACCUGGAGAAAGACAUUGAGAAAAGUGUGAAUGAGAUUCUGGGACUGGCAGAAUCUAGCCCGAAGGAACCCAAAGCAGCCACCCUGGCUGUUCCUCCACCAGAAGACGUUCAACCUUCUGCACAGCAACUAGAGCUGCUAGAACUUGAGAUGAGGGCAAGAGCGAUUAAGGCCCUAAUGAAAGCUGGUGAUAUAAAAAAGCCAGCCUAGGUAUUUAACUUGAGUUUGAAUUUUAGGUAUGUUUGAACAAAGCCACAUCAUAUAAUUUUGUAUCUAAAAUUUAUUUGGGGUCUUAUAUUUCUCAUGUAACCCUUAUUAGGUCAACUUAUUUUAGGUGUAAAAUACCUGUGGCUAUUUCUUUUUAUUCUUUAUUUUUUGACUACUUUCAUAUUAUAAAUAUGUGUUAUUGUCUUAUGAAUUAAUGGCAAAUAUAGUUGGAUAGCCUGGGUACUUUGUUAGAUGAGUAUUUAGCUGUGUCUGCAAAUCUUAAAAGCCAUUAGCAAAGAGUAAUGGUAUUUUUUUCUUUAUUUUUAAAUGUUUGGCCACCAAACCUAAAAGCAAAAGAUUGACCAAGCAUGUUUCUCUUAAGGUAGCCUAUAUUUUGCAAUAGAAUAUUAAAUUAUUGCUUUAGAUUUAUUAAUAAUUUGAGAAAUUUAGUUUUGCUUAUAUGUGCUUUUAAAAUAUAUACUGUUUUGAAGAUUCCUGAUGUUGACACAAAUUUCAUAGUUAAAAUAAAAUACCGGAGAUCUGAAAUAGAUGAGAAAAACUUUUUUAUUAAAGGAAGGAAUUAAUUUAAGGCAAUUUUUAACAGUGUAGAACUAAUUGCCCGUGUUUAAUUAUAGCAGACAAGCCAUUCUAACAGGUAUUUGAUACUAUUGAAUGCAUUAUUCUAGGUUUUUUCUUUAAUAAAAAUGGAACAAGUUUUCAUUUACAUUCCAAGCUGUCAGGAAAUUGAGAAUACUUUAUUAUCCAGGAUUUCAUCUGAUGUAGUUGCCUAAAGAUCUGAUGUGCUAUAAUUCCACAAAUCAAAAAUAAAAAAAGGCUAUCAUUCUGGAUCUGAAGACUUUUGAUACUUUUUCAAAAGCAAAAUUAAUUUCAGAAACCUUUGAUAAGUUGUUGUUAUAAUUAAUCUAAUUUUGUAUAGUUUUUAUAAAUAAAUUACCAUCCUUCCACAAUUAUGGAUGCUUUUUCCCCCGUCACUAACUGCAGUUGUUUGAUACCAAAAUAAAUUUACAUAGAGCUCCUUAACUUAAAAUAAAUUAAUUUUUUAAAAAACAUAAAUCUGGAACUGUGGUUUCUAUAUUUGAUAACGAAUGUAGUAUAUUUUAUUGAUAAGUCAUGCUCUACCAAUACUGUAUGAGGAUUUUCCUUAUAUACAAAAGUUGCAGGGAUUGUGUUUUAUUAGCUGCCUUAAUUAUGUUAAUUUUAAAGGGUUUUUACAUGGAAAUAGAGGACAUUUAUGAAACAUUGGAAUUGCAGUUACAAAUUCUUUUUGUUGUUGUUCCUGAACAUGGCUUGGAAUAAUUCUGCCUUUUUUUCCCCCUCCUUGAAUCUUUCUAAUAAAGCAUAGAAGAAGCCUGUAUGAUUUUAAAUGCUUCUCUUAGGCUGGUAAACAGAUUUGAGUUAUGAGUUUCAUUGUUAUUUCUUCAAGAUGAAAAGACAUCGAUAUAAUUUUUCUAUUUCAACUUAAAAUAAUAUGCUAAAAUAGUACAGAAUAAACUUUAUUGCUGCUUACUAGUUACAAAAUACUGUAAAUGGCAUCUGUAUGAUUAAACCUGCAAGAGUAGAAAAAGGUCUGAGGGCUUUGUAAAUGAUUAAAGUCUCCACCUUCAUGAAA
This is a messenger RNA of Cebus imitator (Panamanian white-faced capuchin), 2829 nucleotides long. It is a transcript of the gene CAAP1, whose product is annotated as caspase activity and apoptosis inhibitor 1. Lineage: Eukaryota; Metazoa; Chordata; Mammalia; Primates; Cebidae. The transcript is spliced from 6 exons. The coding region runs from base 114 to 1202 and encodes 362 amino acids. The record is from RefSeq and is a predicted model, not a curated record.